Molecule: messenger RNA, 8081 nt
Organism: Gymnodraco acuticeps
Lineage: Eukaryota; Metazoa; Chordata; Actinopteri; Perciformes; Bathydraconidae
Product: DNA (cytosine-5)-methyltransferase 3A-like
Exons: 29
Coding region: 165-4577 (1470 amino acids)
Biological process (GO): negative regulation of transcription by RNA polymerase II
Cellular component (GO): nucleus
Molecular function (GO): protein binding; DNA binding; DNA (cytosine-5-)-methyltransferase activity, acting on CpG substrates
Source: RefSeq, a predicted model, not a curated record
GUUGGCUAGCGGGUCUCUCUACGGGACAGCCUCCUGCCUCGGUCGUCCAAUGGAUCAUUCCCGGCUAGAGAGGACGUCACAAGGGAAAUGUGCUUCGGGAAGAAGCUAAUGUUCAGCAUCUGUUUCUACCGUUUCUACAGGGGAAACGGAGAGAGAGCUGUGAGAUGGCGAGUCCCGUGCUUGUGACUCCGGAGUCCAACAGCAAAGAUAAAAGCAGCCGUCACUAUCUGGUGGUCUGGAUAAACAAUCUGCUGAAGACCCAAUUCAAAGAUGUGCGGCAGAUGGGUUCAGGUGCGUGCCACUGUCAGAUGAUGGACUUGGUCAUUCCCGGCUCUGUGGACAUGACCCAGGUGAAGUUUGAUGUGCAAAGUGACGACGACUGUAUGCACAACUUCGGUCUCCUCUGCAAGGCUUUCGACAAGAGCAGCAUCACUAAGACAAUUCCAAUCGUGGAGCUCAUACGAGGGGACUCUCAAAUCAACUUCGAGUUCAUAAAGUGGUUCAAAGCUCUCUACCUGGCCAAUCAGAAAAGGCAAGGGUACAACCCUGUGAGAGCUCGGGGGGGAAAGAAAAUCAGCCCCACUGUCGCAACCACUAACCUGCUUAUAGAGGAUUUCCAGAGCUCAUCCGGUAAUUUCCUUUUCAAUGAAAAGUGGAUGUAUAUUUACGACUGGGCCGACCAGAGUCCUCUCGGAGAUAACUACACCUACUGCCGCACCUGCAACCGCAGCCUGAAGACAUUACAGAGAGGCCCUGUUGAACUCCGGCGACAUGCGGACACUAACAAACACAAGAAAAGGACUCGAAUCUACCAGAAGACCGUGAGGCAGAGCCAGCGGUCCGAAACGCUGCCGUGUAGCGACGCCGCCGUUAGCUUCAUCAACAAGCACUGCUACACCGGCCCGGCUAAAUCUGAACACAAGGCUCGACUCUUUGCUCGCUGUCGUUUGGGGUCUCAGUAUCCCAAAGAUAUCACCUCCGCCUGCCAGCACACGCCUUACUGCCUGUACAUCUUCGGAGGGGAACCGCUGGGAAAAGACCACACCGUGUCCGUGGUCCUCGUUGGGUUUUUUGACGUUGACGCCUCCGGUCAUUGCUUACAAUUUUUGGAUGCUCUUCAGUCAGAGGACAGCACCGGAGAGAAAAAAAAAGCCACGGCGGUGGUGGAGACGGUGAAGAAGUUCGGGUUGCACACGGAUAAUCUCGUGGCUGUUUAUUCGGAUGACAAUGGCGCGGAUUCAGAGCAGAUCUGCACACAACUCAGGGAACUCAACCCCAAUAUAGUCGCUAUAGGAGGGCUGUACGCCAUCGCUGAUGCUUCCUGCCAUGCUGGGAUCAAGGCGCUCUCCAAUCAGGUCCAAGAGUUCAUGGUAGACAUGCACACCCACCACUCCUCCUGCUCUACGAAGAACGAUGACCUCACGGCUGUUUUCGGCUCAGACAUCAGUGCAGACGAUCCGUUUGAUCUCAACUCCGGCUGCCUUAAGUUCUGCCUGUUAGUCACUAAUAUAUUGGAAGUAUGGACGGAUCUCAUCGCGUACUUUAAGUCUUGUGACGGCAAAGAUGAGAAAGCCAAGUCCGUCUGCUCCCAGCUGCAGGAUCCCAAAGUCAGAGCCACGUUUCUGUUCCUGCAGCACGCUUUAAAACCUCUGCACAGUUUCCAGAGUCGCCUGCAGACGGAGGAGGAAGUGGACCGAGCCGACAUGCUGCUCAUCCUGCAGGAGGCCAGUAAACUGCUGAGCACCUACACCUCAUACUUCCUCCGUCCUGAGGCUGCUGAUCGCUUCCUCAAGGAACGAGACGCCCAAAUCCUUAAAGACAAGAGUUUCCAUCUGUCUGGUUCUGAGAUCAAUCUGGGAGGGAAAGCAGUGGAAGACUUCCUGAAGGAGUCAGAGGCUCUGUUCGAGGAGGAGGCGCUGUCUUUCUACGCCGCACUCACAGGUUGCAUUGCAGAGAAGCUUCCUCUCGGUGAGGAGACUCUCUGGAGCAUCUCUCAGCUGCUGAACCCUCGGAGCAGACAGGAAGUGACGGGGAAAUCAGUCGGGGAACUCGGGACUUCGCUGGGAAUCUGCAGCUCCGAGGAGGAGGAGGAACUCAUCGCUGAAUUCCUGGAGUACCAGAAGGCUGAGGAGGGGGAGAACUCUGCACAGGUACACAUGCUUACAAAAGAUGGAAAUACUGUUUCCCACAGUCCCGAGGUUCCUCUGGAGGAGCACUGGGCCAGCGUACUGAAGGACACUAAGCCCGGAUCAGGGUUCAGGAAGCUGGUUCUGACCCUGCUGGCUCUGCCCUGCCCGCCCCUGGAGGCGCAGCAUGUUUUUACCCAGGCUCUGGGAGCUGAAGAGGCCACGCUGUUCUCUGAGAGUGAAGCUUUAACAGAAAGUGAUUCUGAGCUCACGUCCGACGGAUUUCCCUCUGAUAACAACCGCUGCACGGACCCCCGAAUCCACUCUGAAGCAAUGAAUGGUCUCAAAGUAAAGCAUUGUGAAGUCCGCCUCACAAAGAUAAACGACGAUGAGAAUGGAGACGAUUGCAAAGAGAUGACCACUAGGGGAAGUUUUGGCUGGGAGAGCAGCUUGCGGCAGAAACCUCAGGCCCGCGCAGUGUUUCAGGCGGGUGUUAGCACCUGGUCCGCCCCCCAACCUAUUGAUCAGGACAGCAGAAAGGGUCUGGAGUCCCAGGAAGAGAGGUCUCAGGCAGAAGAAUCAUCUCCGAUCAGUAAACCCACUCCAAGAAAUCGCCGGAAACACGUCUACACGGACGGGAAGGGUUUCCUGCGCGGGGAGUUGAUCUGGGGGAAAGUGAAGGGUUUCUCCUGGUGGCCCGGGAUGGUGAUCCCCUGGAAAAGUAAAUCCUCUCCUCCCGGGAUGAGGAGGGUCGAGUGGUUCGGAGACGGGAUGUUCUCAGAGAGCUACACGGAGGGUCUCAUGGUCUUCAGUGCCUUCAAUAAGUGCUUCUGCAAAAACUCCUACGCCAGCCUGCCCGUCUACAAGGAAGCCAUUUACCAGAUCAUCGAGCUGGCUGGUGAGCGCUGUGGGAAGUCUUUCUCUGGAAAAGGAGGAACCAAAGAGAAGGAGCUGAAGCUGAUGCUGGACUGGGCCUCUGAGGGUUUCCUGCCCUCCGGCCCCAAGGGAUUCCUGCCUCCUGAUGCCGCCGGCGCACUUCAGGAAACUUCUGACUCGGCCCUGUCUGACUACCAGCCUCCACCAAAAAGGAAAUAUGUUUUUAAAAACAAGGCAAUCACACCCGCCAUCAUCUAUAACCGAGAAUUGAUAAGAGAAAAGGUCAAAGAGGAGGGGAGAACAAUUGAAGAUUUCUGCUUGUCUUGUGGAUCCACUGAGCUUCAGGUGCAGCACCCGUUGUUCGAAGGUGGUCUUUGUCUCAGAUGCAAGGAGAACUUCACAGAGACGCUGUUCCGUUACGAUGAAGACGGAUACCAGUCGUACUGCACCGUGUGCUGCGCCGGACAGGAAGUCAUUCUGUGUGGAAACACCAGCUGCUGCAGGUGUUUCUGUAAGGGCUGUCUGGAGAUCCUGGUGGGUCCGGGGACCUUCGACACUCUGAAGGAUAUGGAUCCGUGGAUCUGCUACAUGUGUAAACCCUCUCUGUGUGCCGGGAACCUCAAACUGAGGCCGGACUGGAGCGUCAAGGUCCAGGACUUCUUCGCCAACAACAGCGCCAUGGCCUUCGAGCCUCACAGAGUUUACCCCUCCAUCUCCGCUGAUCAGCGCCGACCAAUCAGAGUGCUCUCGCUUUUUGACGGCAUCGCAACAGGCUACCUGGUGCUCAAAGACCUGGGCUUUAAGCUCGAUCGCUACAUCGCCUCAGAGAUCUGCGAGGACUCCAUCGCUGUGGGGCUGAUAAAGCACGAGGGAAAGAUCGAAUACGUCAACGAUGUUCGAACCAUCACCAGGAAACACCUGGCGGAGUGGGGUCCGUUUGACCUUCUGAUCGGAGGCAGUCCAUGCAACGACCUCUCCAUGGUCAACCCUCUGAGAAAAGGAUUAUUCGAGGGAACUGGACGUCUGUUCUUUGAGUUUUACCGCCUGCUGACGCUCAUGAAGCCGAAGGAGGGCGACGACCGCCCGUUCUUCUGGCUGUUUGAGAACGUGGUGUUCAUGAGUGGCCACGAUAAAUCAGACAUCUGCAGAUUCCUGGAGUGUAAUCCGAUCCUCAUCGAUGCAGUGAAGGUCAGUCCUGCUCACCGAGCGCGAUACUUUUGGGGAAACCUCCCCGGCAUGAACAGACCUCUGGCUACGGCUAUGGAUGAUAAAGUCGGCCUGCAGGACUGCUUGGAACGCGGACGCAUGGCAAUGUUUGAAAAGGUCCGCACCAUCACAACAAAGUCCAACUCGAUCCGGCAGGGGAAGAUGGGCCCGCUGCCGGUCACCAUGAACGGAAAAGAGGAUUACCUGUGGUGCACGGAGAUGGAACAGAUCUUCGGCUUCCCCAAACACUACACCGAUGUGAACAACAUGGGUCGAGCUCAGAGGCAGCGAGUGCUCGGGAGAUCCUGGAGCGUCCCGGUGAUCCGACACCUGUUCGCCCCGCUGAAGGACUACUUUGAAUGUGAAUAACAACUGUGAACAACAACUGUGAACAACAACUGUGAACAGCUGAUCCUGCCUUACUAACACCACGGUAUUCAAUCUGUCCUGAUUCACUGUUCGACUUUUAGACGUGUUUUUCUCAUCGUUUUUAUCCGCUCUCACCAGCAGGCACCGACACUUCCUCCUCUCGGUGCGUUGAUCAAACUAUAAUCUACUCCUGAAGGACGAGGCGAGAUUAACGGGGGGUUAACUAUUUUUCUUUUGGGCUAAUCUCAGGUUAUCUGUUGUCACAAAGAUGGUUAAAAAACAUUUUCCUGACCGAUCAACUCAGGUGUAAAAAGUAUUAAUUCCUACAGGAAACACAAGCAGUCAAGACAUUUGUUUGCCUACCAUUAUAAUAAACAAUCAGGAUUAAAUGAGUCAGAGCUUUACUUCUAUCCAUUAUUGUUGGUUCAUCAUUUGAAAAAAGCCUUAGUAAUACUUAUUAAUAGCCUUCAUUUCCAUAUUUGGACAUCAUUUCAGGGUCUAUGCAGGAGUCCUGAAGUCAAAUGUAAGACCUUUUUUAAGACCCUUUCCACACAUUUUAAGACCUCAUCGUCACUUUGAGUUCUAACCGGUUACCUUGGCGACACACUUUACCUCACAUUGACUAUAUACAGCAUUGAUUGUCCUUCCUCCUUAUCUUCCAACCAUUUGGACGCAGACUUGCAUUUCCCCAUAACGAUGCUGUUUAACAACCGGUGUAAACGGACCUUUGCGCGCUAUCAAGCAGUGAGCGUGCGAUGUCCUGUUCAGAUGACGUCAGAUCCAACGGGAUGCCAUCAAUAAACUACACAGAAUCACACUACACACCUACGCAAUGAUUACAUUCAGGCAGACUGUAGAAUACAACCUCUUUGGACAAUUCAUAUACUUAUUGAAAACAAGCUACAAAAUGUAAAAAUGCCGUUUAAUACUUUUUAGAACUUUUUAAUAGCCUUCGUUUUCAACUUGUAAUGCUUUUUAAGACCCCGCGGACUUUAUGGCCUUUGCCAUAUCCAUAUUUGGACAUUAUCCAUAAUAUUUCUACAAGGGCUGGACCAAAUAUUCUAAGGUUUCACCAAAUUAGGAACAAAAUAUAAAUCAGAUUAUGUACGUUUCUGCAGCCCUGUUAUCAUAGUAGGAACUUUAAUUCUUCAUUCAUAGCUGGAUAUGUGGAUUAUAAAUUAACAUUUAAAUGUGCUUAAUGUGUCUGUGCAGAUACAGAUAAGACACUAAUAUCAUUUCAAUCAGGACAGACGGUUCUGAUGAAAGAAUACAUAUUUGUUGCCAGGAAUACACAAAUGAAUGUAAUGGAGUUUUGGCGAUUAGGCCCCUCAUUCAGGAGGGGAGAACCGAUCUGAUGAAACCCCCCGGGGUCUAGACCCUGGUGGUGGUGUAUGGAUAGUUGGGUUCGGUCUGAAGGGGAGGGGCUUAACUUGACCCUGGAUUCAGAGGGACAGGACGUGAAAAGGGGGAGAGGAGAGUUGCAUCGAGUCACCUGAAAUGACAGCUGUCAGAGGGGAGAGCAGAGUUAAAAAGGGUUAGCGGAGCGCUGUGAUAGGCUUGUGAGAAUAGAGCGAAGUGAUUGGUUAAGCUCGAUCACUUAUUGAGAGGAGAGACAGUAGUAACAUAGAAAUAGGAAAUUAAUGAGUAAAGACGGACUUCCUUGUUGAACUUGCGCUGAGGUUCAUUUGUUGACAUUUAUAAAAAAAAACAUUUUCGUUAAAUAACAUUUUUUUAAAAGCUCGUAAUGUUAAAGUAGGAACUUGUGUAACCAUUCAUAGCUGGAUAUUUGGAUUAUAAAUUAACAUUUAAAUGCUGCCGAUCACGUUAUAUACAUAUAAUAUAUAUUUAGUGAUUAUCUGUUAUUCAGCAUCAUUUUUAAUCCCGUUGAUCUCGCUCUGUGCUUCAGGCUCUACCUCAACAUCCAUCAGUCAGUAUUUCUGUAUUUUUACCGUAAUAUUUUACCAGGUUUCGAUCCAAACAUGUUCAUUGUCAGCUGAUUUUUGUAUACGUUUUAUGCAAAUGACAUUCAUCUCUCUGUGGUUCUUUACAGAAUCACUCACUGGUUGGUGCUAAACUCUUAUUAUCCUCCAUUAUUCUAUUACAAUGUCUGCUUUUAAUACCAAAAAUAUGUUCUGUCUAAUCAUGGAGAACAAACCAAGGCGUGUUAAAGAGCUUUUUUAUAAAAGUGACUAUUAAAGACCAGCUCGGUUCCACCUCAGGAACAAACCAUUUCUACUGGAAGAUACCAACUAAUACAGUCAUGUGUCUCUUUUUGUUUUUUUGAAGCCAUUUGGCACGAUUGAUUUUGUUUUAGAUAAAGAGGGUGAAACGUUAAAGAAAAAAGGAAAUAAAAAUAAUGAAUAAAAUGCUAAAAUCUCAUAAAAAAAUAUUAUAUUAGUUUAAUUUUUAGAAGUAGAGAAACACCAGCAGCUACUGUAAUAAAAGAUAAUUGAAAUAACAAUCAACGCAUUUAACUUGACCUCUUACGUUCAGUUUUCAGUCAUUUUUAGCGUUAAAUUAACCAACAAUGUGUAAAACUACAAAAGAUAUGGCUCCAAUAUAUCUAUGCUCAUUGGACAUUUGUUAUUAAAGUAGAAUCCCAAAAUACUUUUUGCAGCUCUGAUACAAACAAAGGAGGAGCUUCUUAAGGGCCGUGGUGAUUGUUCGAAGCCUUAUUCGUACUGAGAAUUACAAUUGAAUGUUGAUUUAAAUGCUAAAAAAGACUAAUUGGAUCCCCUGAAUGCCUUACAUUCAAAAUGUAGGAUUUUGAUAUGAUGACAGUCCUUUAUAGAAGCUUGGAAUGUGAAAUCCAAAGCCUUAAUCUUCGUUUAAUCCCAUAGUAACGUUUAUUUAGCAAACAAACCCACUGAUAUGGUCUUUAAAUCUCAGUGAGAAAUACAACAUGUGUGUUUUAACUAACUAAAAGUCUUAUUUUAGCCUUAUAAUGAACUCUUAAAUCAUCAACAGUGCUGCUAAUCUGUGCCUGAUUUAGGGUUUUAAUGUCACUUGUGUUUUUGUCGUUAAACAUGAAGAUAUUUGAGCUGCCUUCAGUGUGAAUCUGGGAUUUCCCCUGUAGUGUUUUCAACAUUUUAACUGGAGUCAAAUCAUAUUUCUGAGUCUCUUUUUACCUCAUUCUUUUGGGUGUUUUAAUUCCUGAUGGCGCUAAGCUAACGGCGCUAAGCUAACGGCGCUAAGCUAGCGGCGCUAAGCUAAAGGUGCUAAGCUAACGGUGCUAAGCUAACGGUGCUAAGCUAACGGCGCUAACCUUGCAUGUACAGUUUGUUUUUUAAUGGGCCGCAGCUCAAAAUGGAUUUCUUGUAGUCUGUUGUUGUUUUUCUGUGUGUUGAUGUUUGUUUUUUAUGAAAUGACAGUGAUAUCAGUAAAUAUUAGUGUGAUGUAAACAAAUUGAUGAUUAAAAAGUGCAAGAGGGAUUUGCAUGGGAUCUGUUUCCUUUUCAGGACUUUAUUGUUUUUACUGUUUUCUGUAAUUAAACUCAUACAUGCA